AUGGUCGACCCCGUACGGGUGUUUGCGGGCAUGCUUGAGGUGCUAUUCAUGAACAUGGGCGAGGCCAUGGCCGCAUACGCGACCGCAUCGGGUGGUAUGUUCCCAAGCAUCGAGGUGGUGGAGUUCAUGGUCGUGGAUGCGUUCAACACCUCGGACGGGACGUGA
Messenger RNA from Coccomyxa subellipsoidea C-169, 165 nucleotides. RefSeq lists its product as hypothetical. The record is from RefSeq and is a predicted model, not a curated record. NCBI's taxonomy places the organism in Eukaryota, Viridiplantae, Chlorophyta, Trebouxiophyceae, Coccomyxaceae. The transcript is spliced from 2 exons. Bases 1 to 165 code for a protein of 54 amino acids.